This is a messenger RNA of Acaulospora morrowiae, 4824 nucleotides long. NCBI's taxonomy places the organism in Eukaryota, Fungi, Glomeromycota, Glomeromycetes, Diversisporales, Acaulosporaceae. The record is from the annotation of a GenBank genome assembly.
AUGUCCACCAUAAAGUUUACUCCCUUGAAUGCUCCUUCCACUCACUCCCAAGCCCAGAUUCAAGUGGAUCCCCUUGAAGCUCCAUUUCGAGAAUGCGAAAAGGAAUAUAAUUUGGCUCUAAGACGGGAUCCUUCUAGUGCAAAGGAAACCUAUGUUUCGUUACUUAGACACGACAUAAUUAAAAAUCCCUUGUAUCAAAUGGAAAAUAAUGGAAUAAAGCUAUCACCAAGAAUAACUCGCCUAAAAUACUGCAUAAUGAGAAACUAUGCAGAAAUUUUAGAGGAAGAAUAUAAGACCUUAAAGGCAAAAAUUGCUGCUCAGAAUGCGAUUGAAUAUUAUUGCAGGGCAUUAAACAUCGAUCCGAGCGAUUACAGUAUUUGGCUGAGGGUUGGUAGGCUCGCCAUGUCCGAAGAAUUAAAUGAUCGCGAACUUGCUCUUUAUGCGUUUAAUCAGGCUUUAAAGGAUUUUUUAAACAAAACAAAUCGUGAUGGGACACGAUCAGAACCCAUUGUUACUACUCCACAUCACAGUCAAGCUUUCGAAGAAUUAUGCCGACUUUUAUACGAUUUUGGUGAUUUUACGGCGUGUUUAUCUACGGUGGAUAAAGGAUUGAUGAUUGAUCCUUGCAAUCGAAUACUUCUUCAAUUGAGAUAUCAACUCUUGACUGAUACUUGGAUUAGAUUCUCAUUGCCGAUUAAUUAUUAUGACAAUGCAACACCAGUUAUACAACCAGUUUGCUCGGAACUAAUACCAAGACGCGUAAAAUCUUCCGGAUUCUACCAAUUAUCAAAAGAAAAAACUGAUCUAACAUUUAAUGUCAAACUGAAUCAAGUAACAUGGGUUGGAUUAGGAGAGGCUUUGCUGCAUGCUUUUGAUGUAUUGAUGUCUGAUCAAAACGACCUCGGUAAUUGCGAUUCGAUGGUUAAAAAAAAUCAAAGAAUAUUAAUAGAAUUGCAAUCAUGUAGUUACAGCAAUUCCACUAUCUCGAAUGAGGUCAGCGGAUCUUCACAAAAACGUAAAAGAAAAAUAGAAGUUGCAACCGAAGCAGAAGAUAGAUCAACUAAUGGAAGAGUUAAUAGGUGGGCUUCGAAAAGAACAGAAACGAUUGAGACCUUUAACCGCCAACGUGAUGAAGCAGCAUCCGACUUUACCGAUAAAAUAAUUAGUCUUAUGGCCAAAUUUGAUUCAGAUUAUUGCCUUGUUAACCAGCAGCCUGAUGUCGAAGAUCAAAUCGAACAGUUUCUGAGAUAUUUCAAUAAAAUAUGGACUUUUCAUGUAUCUAAUGAAGAUCAAGGGAAUUUGAUCGACCAUGUGGCUAAUAAAACAGGUCAAAAGACAACAUCCGAUCCUAGGUAUUAUAUGUUUGUCCCAAACACGAAUCCUCCGCCAUCAUCAUCAUAUUUUAAUGAGAUUUCCGAUACGGAGGGAACAUUGAUUCCCUUUGUGAACAAAUUGAAUAACCAUAACUCUGGGAUAGUGGAUUGUUUAUGCAAGUACAUAACACACCUGCUUGGAAGUUUCGUUAAUCUAGAUGACGGAACAGAAAAAUCAUUGUGGUUAUGUCGUUGGCCAGGUGGCCUAAAAGAGAUUGCUAGGGAGAUACUACAAAGAGUAGAUAUGGACUUACUUUCGAUUCUCGACAGUCUAUGUAAAAAUUGGGAUGAGAAAGGUAAUUGUGCAGAGAUGCUGAUGAAUAUUAAUGAUGGAAAUAUCGCGAAAGAUUACAAACAAAAGAUGGAAAUCUUGAUGGCUGUUUAUGAAUUAUUAUUAGACACACAAAUUUCGUGGACAUGGGCACCAUCCAUAGAGAGCAGUACUCAUAAUUCGGAAAUUUCCUCUGGGUUACAGUUCACUUUGACCAAUUAUAUAGAUUGUUUCAUUCGAUCAUCAUUCUAUAUGUCCGAUUUCCUAACGAUUGCCAAGUCUCAGGCACCUACAUCUGGUCCUGAUGUGGAAAAAUGGGAUUAUUAUUACAACAAAUGGAAAAACUGGGCAUCACAAUUAAGUGUAAGAUAUUGGUGGUGUGUUGCUCGAAUGGAGAUAUGGAAAGGAGCGUUAGAUGCAUCAAUUAAUUUUCUAGAUACUUGUAAAAGAACAUAUCUGUCCGGUGGUUACAAUGAUGGAAUUAUAAUAGCGAAUUGUGCAUACGAUGCGCAAAUAAAUGUCCCAGAGAUAGAUCGUAAGAUAUGGACGAUUCAAUCUCGCAAAAAUCAACCAGAGGAUGAGUGGACACGGACUAUUGAUAAUUUUGCGGAUUCGAUUAAAUUUUUAUAUCAUUGGGUGUCCGACACGUUUGAUAGUGACCGAGUCGUCUUAUUCUGGGUUACUAUUAAUACGGUUAACGAAUCACUUGCAAACGUGAUCGAACUUCUCUCGAAUCAGCAUCCGCUCGCGAUGUUAUCAACGAUCGAUCGCAAGAAAUUUAAUCCAUGCUUCCGAUUGUUAUUUCGAAUUAGCCUCGAGGUUCUAUUUCCACGUAGUCUUGUAUUAAAAGAUGCUAUUAGUGAUCCGUUAAACAUAUUGUGCGUUCGAACGUGGGUCUUGUUCAGUUAUUUAUUAAAAGAGAAGAUGAUCGAUAAAUUGGCCGACGAUUUUGCAGAGUUUCUGGAAGUUGUGCACGAUCAACUUGGAGAGCGUCAUAUUUGUGGAAUGGAUAAUGGCAUAUUCUUAAAAUUUGUUAUUACGGCACUACAGUAUUUGCAUUUAAAGGAUUAUCGAUUCCAAGAAUAUCAAUGUUGUCAUUGCCUAUAUAGAGUUUCAUUAACUGUGGAUUCAACACCACCGAAUGAUCAUCAAACUCCGUCUGUUGAUCUCGACCACCAAACAGCGCAAUUACUCUUCCGGGAAAUCAGAAAUUAUUUAAAUUUGAAGUCGCGUAAAUCUUACAAAACAUGGGCCAUUAAAAAUGAUGUCAAAGAAACUUUGGAUAAAAUGGCAACUCUUGUCGCUCCUCCAAGUGAAAAUAGAUUCGCUCAGUGUAGUUGGAAAACCCAACAUUUCCUUGAUGACGACAUUAAUUUCUAUGACGCAGUACGAUACCAGGAACAUAGUGACGAUAUAACAGAUCUUGAAAAAAUUUCAGAUCAGGAACCUGUUGCUCGAUCUGAUCUUUCGGAUCUCUAUUAUUUUCGUGGUAAAAUUUUGUUAAAUCAAUUUAAGAUUCGUUCCAAACCAAAUGCUACCAAGGCCAUGGAGACUCUGGAAAAAGCCAUAGAACAAUUUACAUUUGACAUUCGUUCGAAUCCACUAAGAUUUGCAUCAUGGUAUGCAUUAGGAAUUUGCUAUGCCAACUUAGCAAACGAGACGCUUUCGUGGAGUGCUGAGGAGAUUCUUAACAAUCGAAGUAAAAUAACUGAAUAUCAAAAGAAAUCUUUUAAUUGUUUUUUGAGAGGUGCCAAAGUUAUUCAUUGGUUUUCAGAUAGAAACGCAUCAACUCCUCAGUUUGAAGUAAUCAGAUUCUGGAGGGAUUUCGGAUAUCAAGUUUAUUCAAUGAUGACUGAGCCAAUGUCGAUGGAGGCCUUUGAGUUAAGUCCUAUCCAUGCAGAGUCACGGCGUAAACCUACACCCGAUCAGGCGUGCCAAUUUGCAGCCGUAUGUUUUGGAAGAGCUUUACAAUUAGAAGUUCAAUUGGCACAAGAACAUGACGAACAACAAAAUGAUGCCGAAAAUGACACUCCUAUGGGAACCCCUAAUGAUAUUGACACAACUCCAAUUCAAACUCCCAAUGGUUCUACAAACGAAUCUUCAAACGCGUCCACGAAUGGAUCAGCAGAAAAAAACAUUAUCCGCGAUUGGAGAAUACCCUAUAUGAUUGGUAAAUGCUAUAAAAAGCUUAAAAAAAGCCCGGAGGUGGUCAUAAGUUUAUUUAAACUUGCGGUAGAAAGAACACCAGAAAGUUCUGGUAUUACAGGACAAGAAAAGAUAUUAGAUGCCGAAUAUAAACUGACAUCAUCAUUAGCAAAAUAUCUAAUAACCAGUAAAAUAAAGCCUUCCAUCGUCGAGAAAUCAAUUGGCGUUUCUCUCGAAAUGGACAAUGGAGUCAUGGAUUACACAAAUGAGGGAGACAUAUUCAAUAUUCAAAAACCAGAAUACCAAAGAGCAUAUAAUCUCAUAUGUACAAAAUUGGAAAAUAUACGAAAAGCUGAUAAGAACAAAUGGUAUCAUCGCCCAGUCUUUCGGCAGGCUUGGUUAACAUAUCAUGUUGAAGAAAAACCAGAGGAAGCAAAGACAAUAUUGCAAUCCCUAUUUCAAUUAAAAACACACAUAAGUAAGCCAAUGAUGAAUGUUUGGAGACCCGAAUUUGAAAGGGCGGGCAGACAUUAUGUUUAUGUACAUGAGUAUAUUUUGUUGCUCAUAGAAUUAGCGAAGAAAACAGGAGAUCUCAACAUGUUGGAAACGAUGGAAGCCAGGCUUGCGAGGUCUAUAGUGGUGUUACUUAAACCUGAUAUCAUUCGGAUUAAGAUGGAAAAUGCUACUCGGGAUGUUGAACAGGCACAACAGCCAAAACAACAACCAAUGGUUUCAAUAGAAUUAUAUUCACCAGUUAACGAUUUAUUUGAUGUUCCAGCUAAUACAGAGCAGGCACGAACACCUUCUACGCUGGAACAUCAAGAUAUUGAAGGUGAACCUGAAUCAUCAAAUCACGAGCAGGUUUCUCUUCCUGUUAACGAACAUAAUAGCGAACUCUCAAAUGUCAUGUCAGUCGCAGCUCUCAUAUCUCAUGACGAUUUACCAAUGACUAUUGAUUUUGUUAAAGAGUGUGACAAAGAUCUUGCAAAUGAACUUAUUGCGGAUCAGCCAAUGAAUGAGGUUCAUGGGGAAUGA